UAUAUAGAUUUGUUAGCGUACCGUUUCCCGUUCUCGUUUGCGUCAAAACCAUCGGAAACACCGAACCCCUAACAACACCAAGCGGCGGAGACAUGGCAGCUUCGACGGUGUCGCUGGAGGACGUCCCGACUGAGUCCAUCAUGACGGAGCUCCUCCGCCGGCUCAAGUGUUCCUCCAAGCCUGACAAGCGCCUCAUUCUCAUCGGUCCACCUGGAUCUGGGAAAGGUACACAGUCCCCCAUCAUUAAGGAUGACUACUGUUUAUGCCAUUUGGCCACUGGUGACAUGUUGAGAGCUGCUGUUGCUGCCAAAACUCCUCUUGGCAUCAAGGCCAAGGAAGCCAUGGACAAGGGUGAACUAGUCUCUGAUGACUUAGUUGUUGGUAUCAUUGAUGAAGCUAUGAAGAAACCCUCAUGUCAAAAGGGGUUCAUUCUUGAUGGGUUUCCCAGGACAGUGGUUCAAGCAGAGAAGCUAGAUGAAAUGCUUCAGAAGCAGGGUGCCAAGGUGGAUAAGGUGUUGAAUUUUGCAAUUGAUGAUGCUAUCUUGGAAGAGAGGAUUACUGGUCGCUGGAUCCACCCCUCAAGUGGAAGAACCUACCACACAAAGUUUGCACCCCCUAAAGUUUCUGGAGUUGAUGAUGUCACUGGAGAACCUCUCAUUCAACGUAAAGAUGAUACUGCUGCUGUUCUUAAGUCAAGGCUUGAGGCCUUUCACCGCCAAACUGAGCCGGUAAUAGAUUAUUACUCAAAGAAGGGCAUUGUUGCUAACCUACCUGCCGAGAAACCACCAAUGGAGGUCACAACACAAGUUCACAAAGUUUUGUCCUCCUAGAAAGACUAGAACCGGAAUUUGGAAUUUCAAUUGUAUUUGCUUGUUGAUUAUCUAUGAUACAUCCUUGAAAGGACAAAUUCUACUUUUUUUAUAAUUUUUUUUUUGUUGUUUUAUCCGCGGCUUGUCAUCUUCCGAGGAGUUAACAAAAUUGUACCAGGGUAGAUUUUUUUGCUAAUAAAUUUAUGAUCAUCUCUGACUUUUCGCGGUUGUUAUGCUCAUUUUGAAUUUGAAAUGAAGGAUGAGGCAUAGGUUUGCCAUAUUU
Messenger RNA from Ipomoea nil (Japanese morning glory), 1092 nucleotides. Its product is annotated as adenylate kinase 4. NCBI's taxonomy places the organism in Eukaryota, Viridiplantae, Streptophyta, Magnoliopsida, Solanales, Convolvulaceae. Gene Ontology annotation, molecular function: AMP kinase activity; ATP binding. Gene Ontology annotation, cellular component: mitochondrion; cytoplasm. Gene Ontology annotation, biological process: nucleobase-containing compound metabolic process. The transcript is spliced from 6 exons. The record is from RefSeq and is a predicted model, not a curated record. The coding region runs from base 93 to 830 and encodes 245 amino acids.